GUUCGGCCAACUCAGCGGCUCCCAGAUACGGGCAAUUUCCCGUCAAAGUGGCAACCAAACCUUAUCUCAUCUCCUGAUUUCUGUCCUUUCGACUCUUGUUCAUCGUUUUCUUUCUCUGACAACGACAGUCUUAUCAUGGCACAGACUCAGAUUCCUACCUUUAAGCUGGUCCUUGUCGGUGAUGGUGGUACCGGCAAGACCACAUUCGUGAAGCGCCAUCUUACUGGUGAAUUCGAGAAGAAGUACAUUGCCACUCUCGGUGUCGAAGUCCACCCACUUUCCUUUUCCACAAAUUUCGGCACGAUCUGUUUCAAUGUCUGGGAUACCGCUGGACAGGAAAAGUUUGGUGGUCUUCGUGAUGGAUAUUACAUCCAGGGCCAGUGUGGCAUCAUCAUGUUCGAUGUCACUUCCAGAAUCACCUAUAAGAACGUCCCAAAUUGGCACCGCGAUCUUGAGCGUGUUUGCGAGAACAUUCCCAUUGUACUGUGCGGAAACAAGGUUGAUGUUAAGGAGCGCAAAGUGAAGACCGGCGCUGUCACAUUUAACCGCAAAAAGAACCUGCCUUACUUUGAAAUCUCUGCCAAAUCUAACUACAACUUCGAGAAACCAUUCCUGUGGCUUGCAAGGAAGCUGGUUGGUAACCAUGACCUAGACUUUGUAGCGGCCCCCGCCCUUGCCCCUGCCGAGGCUCACGUUGACCCUGAGUUGAUGAAACAAUACGAGGAAGAGUUGAAGAAGGCUGAGGCUGUUCCCCUUCCGGAAGAGGAAGAUGACCUGUAAUCUCGUGAAUCACCAUAUACUUACGCUUUGAUACGACCGUUCCAUCCAUACUGUGGUUUUCAUAUUAAAUCGCUCAUCGACCAGCCACCAAUCCAAUCGAUACAUUCUUUCUUAACUCUUUUU
Messenger RNA from Suillus subaureus, 903 nucleotides. Its product is annotated as GTP-binding nuclear protein RAN. The record is from RefSeq and is a predicted model, not a curated record. Gene Ontology annotation, molecular function: GTP binding; GTPase activity. NCBI's taxonomy places the organism in Eukaryota, Fungi, Basidiomycota, Agaricomycetes, Boletales, Suillaceae. Gene Ontology annotation, biological process: protein import into nucleus; ribosomal subunit export from nucleus. Gene Ontology annotation, cellular component: cytoplasm; nucleus. The transcript has 7 exons. Bases 136 to 780 code for a protein of 214 amino acids.